Sungouiella intermedia is the source of this 456-nucleotide messenger RNA. The record is from the annotation of a GenBank genome assembly. NCBI's taxonomy places the organism in Eukaryota, Fungi, Ascomycota, Pichiomycetes, Serinales, Metschnikowiaceae.
AUGUCGGACACAGAGAAGCCAGUGGCUGAGAAAAAAGUUGAGGAAAAGGUGGAGGAGAAGGUGGAAGAUUCUAAGCCUGUUGAGAAGAAAGCCUCUGAGGAUGUAGAGAAGGCUGAAGAAAAGACCGAGGGAUCUGAAAAGAAAAGAGCAACUGAUGGUGAAGACAAGCUGAAGAAGAGAAGAAAGAGACGUCAGUAUGAUGACCUUCCAAAGGAGGAACCGGAGUCAGAAGAUGGUGAGGAUGACACCAAGGACGACAAUCGUUUGGAACAGGAGUGGGACGACGACGAAGAAGAGGAUAUGUUAGAGAUUGAUGAGUCCAACAUCAUCACUGGUAGAAGAACUAGAGGUAAGGUAAUUGAUUUCAAGAAGGCUGCGGAGGAAUUGAAGAAGGAGAACAAAGAAGUCAAUAGCGAGGAUGAAGAGGAUUACGACGAGCAGGCUCCAAAGGAAUAA